Molecule: messenger RNA, 3455 nt
Organism: Myotis davidii
Lineage: Eukaryota; Metazoa; Chordata; Mammalia; Chiroptera; Vespertilionidae
Gene: MORC1
Product: MORC family CW-type zinc finger 1
Cellular component (GO): nucleus
Molecular function (GO): zinc ion binding
Source: RefSeq, a predicted model, not a curated record
GUGGGUCGCCUUCGAGGACAUGGGCGACAAGUAUGCUACUCUGCGGCGGGCACAGCUGCAUCUGGAUUUCAUCCACGCCAACUCAGAUGCUGGGGCUGCAAGACUCGACGUGUUUUCAGUGGAUAAUGAAGAACUGCAGGGCGGAUUCAUGUUGUGCUUCCUGGAUGAUGGAUGUGGUAUGAGCCCUGAGGAAGCCUCAGAUAUUAUUUACUUUGGAACAUCCAAGAAACGGUUAUCAACCUUGAAGUUUAUUGGACAGUAUGGCAAUGGUCUUAAAAGUGGGUCCAUGAGGAUUGGAAAAGACUUUAUUCUUUUCACAAAGAAGGAAGAAACGAUGACCUGUGUUUUUUUCUCUCAGACAUUCUGUGAAGGAGAAGGUCUGAGUGAGGUUGUAGUUCCAAUGCCUUCGUGGUUAACCAAAAACAGAGAACCUGUCACAGAUGAUCCUCAGAAAUUCUCAACGGAAUUGUCUAUAAUUUAUAAGUACUCUCCAUAUAAAACCGAAGCUGAAUUAAUGCGGCAAUUUGAUAUAAUCUAUGGGAAAUGUGGUACUUUGCUGGUUAUUUAUAACUUGAAGCUUCUGCUCAGUGGAGAACCAGAGUUGGAUGUUAAAACUGACAAGGAAGAUAUACUGAUGGCUGAAGCUCUUGAGGAUUUCCCAGAGAGAUGCUCAUUCAGAGCCUACACCUCUGUUCUGUAUUUUGACCCUCGGAUGAGAAUAUUUAUUCAGGCCAAAAAAGUUAAAACAAAACACCUAUGUCAUUGCCUCUACAAACCCAGAAAGUAUCUGUAUAUUACAUCUUCUUUUAAAGGAGCAUUUAAAAAUGAGGUUAAAAAGGCAGAAGAAGCAGUAAAGAUUGCUGAACUUGUGUUGAAAGAUGCUCGAAUUAGAGUCAACCAGCCUGAUAGAACUUCCUUGUCUUCUCCCGCCAAGGAUGUAUUACAGAAAGCUUUGGAAGAUGUGGAAGCAAAGCAUAAGAUUCUUAAAGAGAAACGGAGGGAAUUAAAAACAGCAAGGACACUCUCUCUAUUCUUUGGAGUGAACACAGAAAACCGAAACCACGCUGGGAUGUUCAUUUACAGUAACAACCGCUUGAUCAAGAUGCACGAGAAAGUGGGCCCGCAAUUGAAACUGAAGUCCUUGCUUGGUGCAGGCGUGAUUGGAAUUGUCAAUAUACCUUUGGAGGUCAUGGAACCAUCUCAUAAUAAGCAGGAAUUUCUCAAUGUCCAAGAAUAUAAUCAUCUGCUAAGAGUCCUGGGACAGUUCUUGGUCCAGUACUGUAAGGACACUGGGAUCAGUAAUAGAAACCUUACAUUAUUUUGGAAUGAAUUUGGAUACCAGAAUAACAAGGACACAGAGAGGUCUUUAGAGUCUAUUCAGUAUCAAAGAAGACAAGCCAUGGCCAUCCCAUUCAUCAUUCAGUGUGAUCUUUGCCUUAAAUGGAGAGUCUUGCCUCCCUCUACUGAUUAUCAGGAAAAAGAACUUUUGGACACCUGGAUUUGUGCUAAUAAUCCCAACCUCUCAGAAAACAGUUGUCAUCAGGCGGAACGCUUACCUCCCAUCCCCCUGGGCACCGUGAGCACAGUGUCGCUAUCAAAAAAUGAGAAAGAGAAGCGACUUCAGGAGUCAGUCCGAAGGUAUCAGGAUCAACUGGCAGAACAGCAGCUGGAGUUUAUACCAAAAAGCAGGAUCGCUGAGUCCACUACCAUCUGCCGAAUUUCAGCAUCUAAGGAAAAUACAAAACCUAGGAAAAUCAGGCCUUCAGGUUAUGACUUGAAGCAUGAGUCUCUUGCAUCCUUUGAGCUCUCAGCUGGCCAAAGAAGCUGGAAGAGCAACACGGAAGGGACGGACUCUGAUGUGGAGUUCGUUUCAGAGACUAAAGUGAUGAAGUCUACAAGGAAGAAGACAGAGCCACAGCAGAGACACCCAGCAGCCCUCCCAGAAAAGGUCAGGCUCACUGAGAGAGCCCAGGUGUGUCAGAUUGCUAAUAUCAGCACAUCAGCAAAAGUGUGGAGAGCUCAACCAACUGAAAGGCCCCCAAAGGAUAUGCCUGCCUCUUCUUGGGAAAUGAAAAGGAAGGAGAAUCAGAACCUUGUGCAAGAAUGUCAGGGUUUGAUUGAAGUUGAAACCAGCAACAGCAAUCAAGAUAUAAUCCUGAUUUUAGAUCAAAGUGACGACAGUGUUUUCUUGAAACAUGAAAAAAAGGAAGUUCCCCUUAUGAAAAAAGAAAAACAGGAGCUGUGCAGUGACACUGCAGAAAUAAAGAGAAACUCUUCAUUACCUAACUGGAAAAGCAUUCCUGUGGAAGACUUAGGUCCAGGUUCUGGACAUAGAGCCAGAGCUGCUGUGAGUAGUGGCUGUGAAGUUGGUUCUUCGCUGACAAAGUCUUCUCAGAGCCCAUCUGUCAAGGAAACAGUAAGAAAACUGACAUCUAAUUUAUGGGAGAUUAUUCUGUAUUUCUUUCCUGAGUACCAGCUACCAUCGGAAAUUGGCUACUCAUCUGUGGAGGAAUUUGUGGCAAGCUCAGAGCUGGAGCAGUGCACAGAGCAGACAAACAGAAAGCUGAAAAUGUGUUUCCAGCAGAUCCAGGAUGUGUACAUGGCCCAAUAUGCAAAAAAACUGAAGAGAACAACACAGUCUAUUAUCUAUGAUGCUAACAAAAGAGGAGUGAUGAAUGAAAUAUCUCUGGUGCAAUGUGAACAUAAAAGAAAAGUUACUGAAGAUAGACUGAACAAUCUUCGUGUAAAACUGGCAGCAUUGCUGCAGAAACUUCAGCUGGGAGGUCCAGUAGGAGACAUGGAGCAGAUUGACAGUUAUUUAGAAGCUUUGCUUAAAGAAGAUCAUCUUUUUGGGAAUACUUUCAAUAAAGGAAGUACAGAUGCAGGACAUAGUCUCCCUUUAGAGAACAAUGAAAGUACUUCUCAAAACUAAAAAUCAGAAAAGUCAUUCCUUUCUUUAAAAUGCUAAUAAGAAAAAGGAAACUUAUUUUCAAAAAAAUAUUUCCUCUUGUUAUUGUGAAGUUUGUCCUUUUUGACACUGAAGAAAUUGUACUAGUUAUACUUUGGAAAUGGAGGGUGAUUAACACUUUACAUACUUCCCCGUCAUACUCCCUAACCCUUUCCGUUCUUUCAGGAACUAUUUCUCUAGUUCUGUAAUUCCCAGGUGAGCAACUAAGAAAGAUGAAAAUGCCACUUAGGCUUAAAUUUUGAUUUUACUUAAAAAACUGGAAAACAGUGGUUUUCAAAAUCAAUAUACACAGAACUACAGAAUCACCUCCUUCUGAAACGUGUUGAGAAAGACAAGGAUUGUGCCCUUUCUCCACUACAGCCCAUACUCAGCAGAAAAUACAAAUCUUCAAAAGACUUUGAGCUAUACUAUAGAUCAUAAUUUUCUUAUUGUGCUAUUGUAAAAGAAACACUCUUCUAAGUAUAACUUGAAUGCACAUUAAACAUAU